Molecule: messenger RNA, 2145 nt
Organism: Hippopotamus amphibius kiboko
Lineage: Eukaryota; Metazoa; Chordata; Mammalia; Artiodactyla; Hippopotamidae
Gene: ATOH8
Product: atonal bHLH transcription factor 8
Exons: 3
Coding region: 135-1100 (321 amino acids)
Molecular function (GO): DNA-binding transcription factor activity; protein dimerization activity
Source: RefSeq, a predicted model, not a curated record
GGGGAGUGCUGGCGACUCCGCGGCGCUGAGCGCGGCGGCCGCCCGGGCAGAGCCGGCUCGCAGCGUGCAGAGCGAGCGCGGCGCGCGCGCUUCCCGGGCAGCCCCACGCCCCUGCCUCGCGCGCUGCCCGCGCCAUGAAGCACAUCCCGGUUCUCGAGGACGGGCCGUGGAAGACCGUGUGCGUGAAGGAGCUGAACGGCCUCAAGAAGCUUAAGAGGAAAGGCAAGGAGCCGGCGCGGCGCGCGAACGGCUAUAAAACUUUCCGAUUGGACUUGGAAGCGCCCGAGCACGGCGCCACCGCCACCGCCACCAACGGGCUGCGGGACAGGACCCAGCGGCUGCAGCCGGUCCCGGCCCGGGUGCCAGCCCGGGUGGCGCCGGCCGUUCCCUCAGGUGGGGGCGCGGACACGGUCGGGGAGCGCGGGGGCGCUAGGGCGCCGGAGGUCUUGGACGCGCGGAAACGCGGCUUCGCCCUGGGCGCAGUGGGGCCGGGACUGCCCACGCCGCCGCCGCCGCCGCCGCCGCCGCCUCCCGCGCCCCAGGGCCAGGUGCCUGGGGGUCCCGAGGCACAGCCUUUCCGGGAGCCCGGCCUGCGUCCCCGUAUCUUGCUGUGCGCUCCGCCAGCACGCCCCACGCCGUCGGCGCCCCCUGCGCCCCCCGAGCCCUCAGUGCGCCCCGCGGCCCCCACGCGCCCUGGGGAAAGUUCUUACUCGUCAAUUUCACACGUAAUUUACAAUAACCACCCGGAUUCCUCCGCGUCGCCUAGGAAACGGCCCGGCGAAGCGACGGCCGCCUCCUCGGAGAUCAAAGCCCUGCAGCAGACCCGGAGGCUCCUGGCGAACGCCAGGGAGCGGACGCGGGUGCACACCAUCAGCGCAGCCUUCGAGGCGCUCAGGAAGCAGGUGCCGUGUUACUCGUAUGGGCAGAAGCUGUCCAAGCUGGCCAUCCUGAGGAUCGCCUGCAACUACAUCCUGUCCCUGGCGCGGCUGGCCGACCUUGACUACAGCGCGGACCACAGCAACCUCAGCUUCUCCGAGUGCGUGCAGCGCUGUACCCGCACCCUGCAGGCCGAGGGCCGCGCCAAGAAGCGCAAGGAGUGACCGGUCAUGGGCUCGUCCAAGGACACCGCUGUGGGCCCUCUUUCCAGUCCAGCUUGAGGAGAAGCUGAGCUCGCCAAGUCCAGCCUCGUCUUCCUCUCUAAGAUGCCACCGAUGCUCAGACCCCCGCCUCUUAGGACAGGGGCCUCCCUCUUGCCCUCCCCCACCCUCCCCCCCAGCCACGUCACGGUGACUUUGCACUUUGCUCUCUGCCUGGGGGGGGUGGGGAGAGCAAGGCCUUCCCCGUGCCUGGGUCUGAGGCCCACCGUCCAGCUGCAGAAAUUCAUUGCCAAAGAUUCGACAGAGACGCUGAACAAAAUGGGGUGAGGAGACCCCGCAGUGAAAAGCCACACCGUUGCUCUGUGACCUUUUCUCGUCUCGUGGCCUGGGUCCCACCCCACACCAAAGACACAUCAGCAAUUCCACUGGGGACUCUUGGGAGGGAUGGACGUUUGGGGACCGUUGGAAGCGCUUGACGCUGUGACCCGGAACUCUCUUUCUAUGCUGGGCCCCGCGCUGCAGGCUAAGCCUUCUGGGGGCUGUGAGGGGGAGGCUGGGGGUGCCUGCGGGGAGUGGGAUCCGCGAUCCCGGCCCCUCUGUCCCUCCUGCUGGCUGCCCAGGCCUCUGAGCCUGAUUUUCCACGUUCCCUGGGCCCAGGCUCCUUCUUGCGCCCUAAGCGUCAUGAGAAGUGAGUGGGGGGCAGGAGGCAAUUUUGACCACCCGUACACCACCCCAGGGACUUGUCCAAAGUGACCUGCCAAAGGGUCUUUGCUCCCCCGGCCAGCCUGGCCAGCCACUCCUUGCCAGGGGUCCGUCCUCCCGCCUGGGCACGCAAGAUGGCACUCUGCCUGGAGGCCAGUGGUCUGCGAUGGCCGUGCAGGGGGCAGAGGGGAGGAAGGGACCAGGGGAACGGGCCAGCGUGUGGGGAGGCAGGCAUGGUCAAAGCCAAGGCCUGUUCCUUCCUUGUACUCACAAGGCCAAAGCUGUUCACAUCUGUGCUCAACCAUCUGCUUCAAAUUGAAGUAAAAGCCCCAACAUGUAAAGAAAA